AUGUAAGAUAAGAAAACAAUAUUGACUUUGAUUACAGCUAUUGCGACAAUUGAUUUUUCCACUCUAUGGUGCAAGGUUGACACAAGACUGUCCACAAGCGGGAGACAUUAUUUGUACACCAGACUUGGCCAUCCGACUAGAACCAGUCUUGAGGCUAAACUUUCUGCUAUUGGCUAAGUUUAGUUCACUCUUUCAGCAAACGACAUCUUAGCAAUCUAUUAUAGUCUUUCACUCUUGUUUGUCGAAAAUGACGAGAUCAUUAUCCUAAGCACAAGAGAGCAAUUCAAAAAUAUGAUGCGAAGAAUAUUUGAAGGAUAGCAAAUGGGAUUAAAACUCCAUUAUUCAACUAAUACCGAAGAUGCUUUAAAUAAGAUUACACCUCAAUCUAAGCUAAUUAUUGCUGAAAGAGUGCAGCCUUCACCUGAUGGUUUCAGUAUCUUUGAACAUAGCAAAGUCUACGAGGCAUCAAAAUCUAAGAAUAUCAUAUUUGCUCUUGACAUGUCAAACUGUAUUGGGGAUAUCAAGUAACUUCACAAGAUUUCUGAUGUCGAUCUUCUUAUUGCUGAUCUGACUUAUUUCAAUGGCUGUGAUGGGGUUAGAAAUGGAGCAAUGAUGACUGAUAGACAGGAUUUGUAUGAGAAAGUCAAAGUUAAUGUGAAUUCUAUUGGUAAUGUAACUCAGCCGAUGGCAGCUUAUUUGGCUAGUAGAGGUCUCAAAACCCUCAGCAUCAGACUAGACUAGCAAGCCAAAAACGCUGAAGCUAUAGUUGAGCAAUUUCUAAAACCUAAUGACAUAUAAUCUCAUUUAUAUGGAAAUAUGAUACUCAUUCCUUGCACUUUGGAUAAUGAUUUGCUUAGUGAGUUAAAAGAGAUUAGAUUGAAAUAAGGCAAUAGCAAUUUCAGUCAUAUUGAGAAAAGUGAAAGAUAUUUCGUUGUUCAUGUUGGCAUAGAUGAAUAUGAAGAUAUAGCUAAGGAAUUAUUGACGAUGAUAAGUAAAAUUUAAUCAGCCAACGAUCAGCAAAAGCUGUGA
Messenger RNA from Stylonychia lemnae, 1029 nucleotides. Lineage: Eukaryota; Ciliophora; Spirotrichea; Sporadotrichida; Oxytrichidae. The record is from the annotation of a GenBank genome assembly.